CCUUCCCACCACCACCACUAGUCCCUGCCCCAGGACGGGCAGGCCCUGGCCACGCCUAGGCUGCACCCGAUGGGAAGCGAGAAAGGGGAAGUAGUGCUCAGUGCCCUGCCGUCCAGCCCAGUCCCUCUCCAGCAGGAAGCCCAGCCCUUGAACUUGAGAGGGGGACUGCACCCGGCUUUACUCACCUGAGCCCUGGCCGCGGCUGGGGCCUCUGAAGAGCUGACAGCCCAGCUUCUUGUGGUCCAUGAAGGCAGUGAUGGCCUCCAACGGGAAGGUCUGCAGGCAGCGGCCGCAGCCAAGACAAUGCAAACUCCAGUGACCAUUCCUGUGCCUGUGCUCCGGCUGCCCCGGGGCCCUGAUGGCUUCAGCCGUGGCUUUGCCCCUGAUGGACGCAGAGCCCCCCUGAGGCCAGAGGUUCCUGAAAUCCAGGCGCGUCCCAUAGCUCAAGAAUCCCCGGAAUUCCAGGAGCAGCGGGCCCGAGCCGCCCUUCGGGAGCGUUACCUCCGCAGCCUGCUGGCCAUGGUGGGUCGUCAGGUGAGCUUCACGUUGCACGAGGGUGUGCGUGUGGCCGCCCACUUCGGAGCCACCGACCUGGAUGUGGCCAACUUCUACGUGUCACAGCUGCAAACUCCCAUAGGUGUGCAAGCAGAGGCGCUGCUCCGAUGCAGUGACAUUAUUUCAUAUACCUUCAAGCCAUAGAGACAUUGUGUUCACUUUUCUGCUUGAGGCUGAGCCACUGUAUCCCAGGCCUCCCAAUGUUCCCGAGCCAGGAACUCUGGGCCGCAUGGAGUUAUGAGCUCCCUUGGAAUUUUCAGCCAAGCUUUAAGCAAGUCUGGACUCCUGAGACCUCCUGGGUCUAGUCAGUAAAAUUCUGCAACUCUAGGAAUUCUAAGAUCCCACUGGAAGGAGUGCUCUACCUCACAGAACUCUGAACCCUACAGAAAGAUGGGCCUGCUGCCAUUUCUUGAAGACCAGGGCAUCGGGGUGGGGUGAUAAAGGAGACAACUUGCACAGGGGGACGUUAUUAAAGAGGCUGCAAAGUUCAGCCACCCUGAAGAUACUCCCCAGUGCUCCCCUCCUGCUAAAGAACCAGUUACCCCAGGAAAA
Chlorocebus sabaeus (green monkey) is the source of this 1107-nucleotide messenger RNA. RefSeq names its product gem nuclear organelle associated protein 7 (gene GEMIN7). The record is from RefSeq and is a predicted model, not a curated record. Gene Ontology annotation, biological process: spliceosomal snRNP assembly. Gene Ontology annotation, cellular component: SMN-Sm protein complex. NCBI's taxonomy places the organism in Eukaryota, Metazoa, Chordata, Mammalia, Primates, Cercopithecidae. Gene Ontology annotation, molecular function: RNA binding.